AUGUCCGAUCCAGAUACGGUCUGGCUGGAGGAGCUACUGAAGGAUGUUCAGCUAGAACAGUUUUUACCAAGGAUACGGGACGAACUGCAGGUGACCCGGUUAGCCCAUUUCGACUACGUACACGUCGAUGAUCUGGAGAAGAUUGGCCUUGGAAAGCCGGGUAUCCGUCGUCUGCUGGAAGCGGUGAAAAAGCGCAAAGCACAACAGUGGCGUCGCAACAUACUGUCGAAGCUGAUCGGUGGUGGUAAACAACAGCCACCAAAAAAGUCCGCUGGAGGCACGGGACAGAAUGAGGAACCGUCCGCACUAGCCCUUACCUGUCUGAUCCACGAAAAGGACGUGACGCUUUCGGUGAAGCUGGGCGAUGGUUCGUUCGGUGUGGUACGACGCGGCGAAUGGCAUGCACCGGGAAACCAUCUGGUGCCGGUUGCCGUCAAGGUGCUGAAAGCGGACACACUAGCGCAGCCCGGUGUGAUUGAGGAUUUCUUCAAGGAGGUACAAGCGAUGCACGCCAUGAACCAUCCGAACUUGAUCCGACUGCACGGAGUUGUACUAUCGCAGCCGAUGAUGAUGGUGACGGAGCUGGCGGUGAACGGGUCGUUGCUGGAUUUGCUUCGCAAACAGUGCAAACAUACACCGCUGCCCAUGAUCUGGAGCUGGUCGGUACAGAUUGCGACCGGCAUGGCGUACCUCGAAAGCAAACGCUUCCUACACCGUGAUCUUGCCUGCCGUAAUGUGCUCCUUGCCGCUGGCAAUAAGAUUAAGAUCGGCGACUUUGGUUUGAUGCGUGCACUGCCACAGCAGGAAGAUUGCUACGUGAUGACCGAGCACAAGAAGGUACCGUUCCCUUGGUGCGCACCGGAAUCGCUCCGAUAUCGCCAGUUUAGCCACGCAUCGGACACGUGGAUGUUUGCGGUGACGCUGUGGGAGAUGUUUACCUUCGGUGAGGAUCCAUGGGUAGGAUUGAACGGAUCACAGAUCUUGCGCAAAAUCGACCGGGAAGGGGAACGGUUGCAUCACCCAGAUGCCUGCCCGCCGGAUGUUUACCAGCUCAUGCUGCAAUGUUGGGACAAGACACCCUCCGAGCGGCCAACCUUUGCGGCGAUCAAGGAGUUUCUCACUGGCGUACCACCACCGAUCUACCGUGCUGUAACGAAUUAUAGCGCAGAAAAUCGUCUUGCUGUGCAACAAGGUGACACGAUCGUUAUUGUCGAUGAUCGACCGGAGUUGCAGUUCAUCAAAGGACAAAAUCAAAGAACAUUCGAUAUUGGUACAAUUCCGAGGGGUGUUGUCGUUGAUGCACGCAAAUCUUCCUCCAGCUCUGCAGGUGGUGGUGCUAGUUCAACGAUCAGCCGUCCACUGCACGAUUCAUUUCGCCACACGGGGCAUGGUUCACCAUUCGGUGCAUCCUGGGGCAAUCCCGCUAGUCUGGAGAUGGAAGGAGAAGUAAAGCUUCGAAAUAAAUCGAAGGAUCUCGUUAGUGUGGACCGGCGAGGUAAAUGUGUAUCCGAGCAAUAUGUAAAGGAACGGAAAAGUAACGCCUCCAAACAGUUUUCCUACAACAAGCUGGUAAAUGAGAAUCAUUCAAAACACCAACAUUCGCAUCACACCCAGCAGCAGCUAGUGAAAGAUGCGAAAAACCGUCCACUGCGACCACCACAACCACAGACAACUACCGCUACGGAAGGCAUUCUGAUCGAUCUUUCGUCACCGAAUGAUGAAGCGAGCUUUGGAGGUGGUGCCACUUCCGGUGCUGUUUCUGCGGCCGGCUCCUUUCGACAAGUAACCAGCAUUCUCGAUGAACCGAUUGACAUCCCAACAGAGGGCGAAGAUCAUUUCGGGCAACAGCCCCAGUCACAGCAGCAUGAUCAGCAGUUUCAGCUGGCUACCGUUGUGAAUUAUGCUUCCGUAUCACCCGUUCCGUCCGUAGCGGCAAAGCUCGAACCGCCACCUUAUCAAAUGCCACCGAAGUACAGUAACACGUACGGAAUCGUGCACGAUAGUACGUUGAAUCUCAGCAUUGCAGCGGAACCGGAUCCUUUCGCUCCACAGCAGCAGAAACCAGAACCGAUCGUAACGUCCGACUACGAGAGUGGUCCAUCAAGCUCGAUCAGUGCGCGCGAUUUGAUGGCAAGCAUUAAGCGACAGCAGACGAUUGAGCAAACCGUGCCGCCACCCGUCAUGGCAGUUUAUGGAAACUUACGUGGAUCCGUAUCGAACAUAAACUCAAACUAUGGUCGCGUGGGUACAGAUUUAGAUGGGCUUACAACCGAUAUGAUUUCGUCGUUAAACAACGGUGCGAGCGGAAGCGGACUUAGUUCCCCUGGGAGCAGGGACAUAUAUAACGAUUCGCUAGAAGUGAACGUCAGCAGUAGUAGCGGUAACGUUGAUAAUGGAUUAAUGUCCCCGUAUGGUGGAUCAACCACUCAACUAAACAUGAUGCCCAAGAAGCUCGGUAAAUCUUUUCUAGCACAAUUGGAGAAGGAUAUCUACAAACAGGAACCGACGGCAGGAAACAGUAUGAACAGCUCGGUUGCGUACGCGGCUCGCAACAGUGCGAAAGAUAUGUCACUAUCAAAGUACGACACAACGGCUAAUCUGGCGAUGAGCCAAAUUUACGCCAAUCAAGCAAACUCCAUUGCCCUGGCGGCAUCCCUCCAGCAGCAGCUCACACUUUCGCCAAAGAAACAAAACAUCGUGCACCAGCAACAAUCUUCCUCCGAUACUAACACACUGGUGCAGCAGCUGUGGGCCGAACGGAACAAUGUGGCCACGGUGCCGUCGGUGGGAACCGAAACCGUGCAGCAGCAACCACAUAGUUCCCCACAAAAGACACACAAUUUCGUUGCUCUCUCGAACGGUGUCACUCCGCUACAGUACGGUUCGACGGCAAGUCUUUCCGGUCCGAAUAUCUACAGUCCCGUGUACAACGGAAGCAUUGCAUCGGACGUAUAUCAGACAGUCGGUGGUGAUCUGUAUGAUGUGGUGGCACCGACUCCCGCCGCCCUGUACGAACGUGUACCGACACAGCAGGUGUACAACAAUGUGGCGAACCAGGUUCCACUGGUCCCCGCCAUCUACGACGAAGUAUCUAACGAACUAAGCGAUUUGCGACCCAUUCGUCCGGCACCAUCGGCACCAUUGUCUGCGCAACAGAUUCAGCGGCGGUUGGAUCGGUUGGCACAGCAAGAUCAACAGGUGGCCAAUUUGAUGCAGGAACUGGGUGAUGAAGCAAAUGAGGAGGAGGCACGCAAUUCGCUAACAGCCGUCCAUUGGGAUCACACGUUAGCGGUGCGGCACUUUAAAAUUGAGCGACUAUGCCGGCUUGGACUUGCUAAUCGUACACGUUGCGAGGAGGCACUGCAGAAAACGGGAUGGAGCAUUCAGCUGGCUGCCUCUAUCCUGCUAGAAACCUAA
Messenger RNA from Anopheles marshallii, 3417 nucleotides. It is a transcript of the gene Ack, whose product is annotated as activated Cdc42 kinase Ack. The record is from RefSeq and is a predicted model, not a curated record. Gene Ontology annotation, biological process: protein phosphorylation. Bases 1 to 3417 code for a protein of 1138 amino acids. Gene Ontology annotation, molecular function: ATP binding; protein tyrosine kinase activity. The transcript has 5 exons. NCBI's taxonomy places the organism in Eukaryota, Metazoa, Arthropoda, Insecta, Diptera, Culicidae.